CUUGUGCAAAAGUUCCAUCUGUCAAAAGAGUAGUUGUAACAUCAUCUAUGGCUUCAGUUGUAUUCAAUGGGAAACCUCUAGCUCCUGAUGUGCUAGUUGAUGAGAGUUGGUUUUCAGAUCCAGUUUUCUCUAUGGUAUAUGCUUUCAAAGACAUUAGCUGAGGAGGCUGCUUGGAAGUUUGCAAAAGAGAAUGGGAUUGACAUGGUUACAAUAAAUCCAGGGUGGGUGAUUGGCCCUCUCUUACAGCCUACUCUUAAUCUAAGUGUGGAGGAAGUUCUGAAGCUACUAAAAGGAGAUACAUUUCCCAAUAAAACACAUCGAUGGGUUGAUGUUAGAGAUGUUGCCAUGGCACAUAUUCAAGCAUAUGAGCUUCCAACGGCUAGAGGCAGAUACUGUUUAGUAGGGAGCAUUUUACACUGUUCUGAGACAAUGAAGAUUUUACGCAAGCUCUACCCUGCUUUAAACCUACCUGAGAAAUGUGCAGACGACAAGCCUUAUGAACCAACCUAUAUGGUGUCCCAGGAGAAAACUAAAAGUUUGGGCAUCGACUUCACUCCUCUGGAGAUGAGUGGAGAAGGAAAGGUGGUUUCCGUGACCGGAGCUUCUGGGUUUAUAGCUUCAUGGCUGGUGAAGCUCCUGCUCCAACACCGUUACACUGUCAAAGCAACCGUUCAAGACCCAAAUGAUCCAAAGAAGACACAGCACUUGCUUUCACUCGAUGGAGCUCAGGAAAGGCUUCAUUUAUUCAAAGCAGACUUAUUGGAAGAAGGGUCUUUUGAUUCUGUAGUUGAUGGAUGUGAUGGUGUUUUUCAUACUGCAUCCCCUGUUGCAUUGGAAGCCAUUAACCCCCAGGCAGAAUUGAUUGACCCUGCAUUGAAGGGAACCAUCAAUGUCCUAAGGUCCUGUUCAAAAGUUCCGUCUGUCAAAAGAGUGGUUGUAACAUCGUCUUUGGCUUCAGUUUUAUUCACUGGAGAACCUCUGACUCCUGAGGUGCUAAUUGAUGAGAGUUGGUUUUCAGAUCCAGUUUUAUGCAAGGAAUCAAAGCAAUGGUAUGUGCUUUCAAAGACCUUAGCUGAGGAGGCUGCUUGGAACUUUUCAAAGGAGAAUGGGAUUGACAUGGUCACGUUAAAUCCAGGAUGGGUGAUUGGUCCUCUCUUACAGCCCACUCUUAAUCUAAGUGCAGAGCAAGUUUUGAACCUCAUAAAUGGAGCUCAAACAUUUCCCAAUAUAUCAUCCUGGUGGGUUGAUGUUAGAGAUGUUGCCAAUGCACACAUUCAAGCAUAUGAGAUCCCAGAAGCUAGUGGAAGAUACUGCUUAGUAGAGAGGGAUUUACACAAUUCUGAGAUACUGAAGAUUUUGCGCAAGCUCUACCCUGGAUUACCUCUACCUGAAAAAUGCGCAGAUGACAAACCUUAUGCACCAUCCUCCCGGGUAUCCCAAGAGAAAGCAAAGAGUUUAGGCAUUCACUUCACUCCUCUAGAGGUGAGCCUGAAGGAUACAGUUGAAAGCUUGAAGGAGAAGAACUUUGUCAGUUUCUGACUCAUGGUGCUUUCCUGCUAAUUUUAUUGUUAUGAACCUCAUUGAACAUCAGAUUAAUGAGAUGAACAAGGU
This is a messenger RNA of Vitis riparia (riverbank grape), 1611 nucleotides long. Its product is annotated as cinnamoyl-CoA reductase 1-like. NCBI's taxonomy places the organism in Eukaryota, Viridiplantae, Streptophyta, Magnoliopsida, Vitales, Vitaceae. The record is from RefSeq and is a predicted model, not a curated record. The transcript has 10 exons. The coding region runs from base 100 to 1539 and encodes 479 amino acids. Gene Ontology annotation, molecular function: oxidoreductase activity, acting on the CH-OH group of donors, NAD or NADP as acceptor.